AUGUCUAGCCCAAUAAACAAAUCUAAAGAGUCGAAGGAUUUGAUUGAUUUUGAUUGCGAUUUUAACAGUCCUACUCAUAAGUUUUCAGAGAUACAGUUAAUGUUCGACCCCUUAAUUCCGACGUCUGUUACUUCAGAUAAAAACAAAAGAAAUGGCCAUGUUUUUCUCAAUCCUUAUGCCGAGCCUUCGGAUACCUCAAAUGAAUGCAAAACUGAACAUUCGCCUUUCGAUUUGAUGUUGGAUUAUUCAUCAGGUCCCAUUGGAUCUCAUCUCGUGAAACCAGAUGAAUUACUUCUGCCUCACACAGUAAAGGAUGCUGAUAAUGUUCUUAAAGAUGAAAAUUUCCAUUUAUCAAAUAAAAAGCUUAUUUUUCCAUCGGUUAUGGAUGUGCAAUACAAUACCUGUUCAGCGAAGCCACAAGUUAGCACCAGUUCAGAAAUUGAUUUGAAAGGAAAUCAACAUGAUUUGUUUUCAUUUUCUCAAACUGUUACUCCAUGGUGCCUUCGCAAGGAUGACAAAAAUAAUCCUCAUUGUACAACGAUUAAUCAAGAAGGAUUGUCUUCAACAACACAACUGACUCAUUUUAUUGCUAACAGUCAACCUACAGACGAAUUGAAACUAUUUGUUAGUUUUGUUCAAAGCCUGCGACGGCAAAAGUAUAAUAAGCCAAAUACGUCUACAUUAAUCAGUGAUCUUGAUAGUGAUUCUAAACAAAAUGAAAACAUUUCCGCACCUGUGUAUUCACCUCCAGACACUUGGGCAUAUGAUUGUGUCUAUAGUGAUUCUGUUACAAAUGUAAUGUUAAAAAAUUCGCACACAAGCAUUAAUUUACUUUCGUUAACUUCUAGUUCAGCUGAAUAUCAACAGAUGAAUCCGUUAUGGAAGACAGAAACUGCCGCUUCUAAUGUAUCAUAUAUAUAUCCUAAAUGUAAAGAAUAUUUCGGUUCUCAAAAUAACACUCCUGCUCAUUGGACUAAUACACCACGUUGGUGUAUUCCUCAAUUAGAAGUACGCAUUACAGCGCAUUUAAAUACUAGAAAAAAGUCAUAUCAAAGUUUCACUACAAAUAACUCAAAUUCAGUCAAUUCAGAAACUACGAAUAAUUCUCCAGUCAAUCCUCGGUUACGUUUAGUUUGUGAUCCUACAUCCACAUUAGUCAAUGAACUUAUGUUGGAAGCACUUGCUAACGAUUUAAUUCCACAAGAAAUUGUUCUGGAUGUCAAUCAUUUUCAAUUACGUCUUCAAGGAAGAGCUGAACUAUUACGUCCAGAUGCUCGUUUAUGUGAUUGUUAUCAGGUUCAGCUCUGUCAUCGAUUGGAUCAACCACUAAGAUUAAUUUUAGAACCAAAAGACGUUGAUCAACCAUAUAUAGAAAAAACUCUCAGUACCAAUGAACAAUUCAUUCCUCAGAAUUUCUUCACAAAUAAUCGACCAACACCUACUGAAGAAGAUAUAUUCAUCAGUUAUAGCGUAUUUCAAAAUGCGCUGGAAAAGUUUCGAUCAUGUAUUGUGGAAAAUUAUGCACAAGUGGAUAGUGAAUCAUGGUUAAAAGAUGUUCACUGUGCCAGUUCAAGUUUAUGUCAGUCAGUAAAAGCUGUUUUAGCAGCUGUCUGUUAUGGUAUGGCUUUUUCUGAUGUUAUCAAUGCAUUAGGAAACAUACAAGUGUGUAUAAUGGAUAUUGUAUAUGAUAUUGGUUUAAAUAAUAAAGUAACCGGUUUCAAGCGUCACGAUAAUAAAAAUUUUAACAGCUUUCGUAGCGAUAGUCAACAGAAUACUACACAGGAAAAUUGGUUUUCAUCAUCCUAUAAGCGAAAACAGACCAGGACUUCUCCAACACUUGUAUCCAAUCUUCAGUCCACCCUUAAAAACACAAGCAAAACACUAGUCAAUUUAAAACGUGAUAUAAAGCCGCAAUCAAGAAAGAAACUACAUAAUUUGAUUUUAUCGUUGACGAAAAAUCUUCUCUGUCAACUAAGUGCAUUUUUUAUAUGGCGUCAAGUUAAUAUCUCAGUAAAUCCUCACUUAAUUGGGAAUAGUAAUUUUUUAUCCAAUGGUGUAUCGAAUGAAUCAUUUAGUUAUCUGACUAAUAAACAGCUUUAUCAUACCAAAAAUGGACGCCCUAAAGCUAUGCUCAUAACAGAUGAUGUUGAUGGCGAAUUUUUCAAUGAUCGUCAACAGUCUGAACAGAAAAAAGAAGUGAAAAGUUCCAUCGAUUGUUUGGAUGCUAUAGUCGUUGGGCUUAUCGCUAUACACAAUCCUCCACCACGUAAAACAAUUGGAGCCUAUAAUUCAAAUGUAAUCAGUAACAAUACAACUGGUAAUUCAUCUUUAUCUAGUUCAUCAUCUCCUAGUCAAACCAAUCCUAAUACAUCGUCAACGAGAACAGAUGGCUAUUAUUGUGUACGUCUUGGUUUAGUGUACGCUGGACGACCACUAAGCAAGGUAUAUCCCAGUGCAUUGACUACUCAUCAUGACAAUAUAAAUGAUAAUCAUUAUAAAUCAUCACCUUAUAAAAAUCACGCGAAGGAAAUUUCUUGGACUAGCAAUCAUUUAUCACGUGACAGUCAAAAUAAAUGCACUAGAGAUUAUUUCAUCAGUGAUCCUGGUCGUUAUCAGACAAUUCAAUCCGGUUUUCCUAAAGUUUUACAAUUUGACCAGUGGUUUAAAUUCCCAAGUUUCACUAUUAGUCAACUUCCACGAGAAGCAAUGUUAGCUAUUAGUUUAUUUUGGUGUAAGAAAUUGAAUACGGACAAUUCUGAUGUUGACGGGACGUUAAUCGGUUGGGUGAAUUUACCAUUAUUCGAUAUAAAUGGUCGAUUAAAACAAAACACAAUGAUUGUUGGUCUUUGGCCACCAUCUGAAUUAAUGCAUGAAUAUCGGCCUACAUGGUCCCAAUCAAAUAGUUCACCAGGAUGUCCAGUUGUACAGCUUUGUUUUCCUGAAUAUCAAUAUGAAAUUGAAUUCCCUGUCAUUAUCCAAUCGGAAAGUGAAUUGGAGAACUCUAAUGAAAUACAAGUUUCAUCGUUUCAUUCACUUUGUUCCGAUGCAAAACAGUCGAUAAAUGAAGCUAAAUCUGCUAUUUUCAUGCAAAUAUUAAAUCCAGAAUUAUCAUUUAAAUCUGUUGAUGGAUGUUUAAUGGCUUAUAGUGCAGCAUCAUCAUCAGUGCAUCUAUCUAAACGACAAGAACGUGUCCCAAUCCCUGUCUUACAUUUAGCUGUACUCAAUUCUAUGAAUUCAUCUUUUAAUCAGUACAACGGAAAUGUGAUUGGGAAUAUUAGUUGCAACAGUGGUAUCAGCGGUAGUGGUAGUGGAUCAAGUGGCCAUCUUGGCAACAACUCUAAUUCCAGUAAUAAUAAUAAUAAUAACACUAAUAGUUGUAAUAGUAGUAAUAAUAGUAUUAGUAAUAAUUUAACAACAUGUAAUAUCAAUUCAGUCGCUUGUUAUCUACCAUGUCCACCUGCAAUCGCUAUUGAAGUUUUAUGGAAUUUACGUUAUUCUAUAUGUGAUGUACCUGAUGCUAUGAUUGCAUUUGUUAUCAGUUGUCCAGUUAGUUGGCCACAAGCAACAAGACAGAAUUUAAAAAGUUAUACAGAUAAAUGGUGUUGGCAAAAAUUACUGAAAGAAAUAUACAGUCUUUUAGCAGUCACUCCAGUACCUUAUCCUGGUCUCAUUCUACGUCUACUUUCAUCGGAUGUUGCAGAUCAAGGUAUACGUCAUUGGGCUACUAGAGCAUUGUCAUUACUGUCAUCAGAUAAUCUUCUUUUAUAUCUUCCUCAAAUAAUUGAGGCUGUAAACCAUGAUUUAUACCUUGAUUAUUCUGGUUUAGUAAGUUUACUCUUAUAUAGAGCUGCAUUUUCAAUGCGAUUCGCCAAUUCUUUAUAUUGGUAUCUUUAUCCAAUGCUACAUCAUCCUCAACCAUUAUCUGAAUGGAAAUUACAACGUUUUCGUUUUAUUCAAGCCGCUCUAUAUUGGAAUGCAAAUUCUAGACUACAUGCUAUGUGGAAACGUCAAGAGGAAAUGAUUAAUCAUUUGUCUGUAACUGCAACAAAAGUUAAACAGGCUCGACCAAACGCUUCAGUUCGUGAAAAUAUUCUUUAUACGCAUCUAAAACGGUUUAUGUCUGAACUCUCUAAAAGCUACCAUGAUAUAUCGUCAUCAUCAUCGCACAUUGAAACAACAGAUAAAAACAUUUCAAUGUUACGAUCCAAUUCUUGGGCAGAUGAUCAGUUGAUCAGUGAUUUCUCCAAACUAGAUUCAGAAUGGUCAAGAAACAAAUCUGCCGAUAAUAUUCUAAGUGAAUAUCAACUAUCCCAAUAUGAUCUUGGCUUGAGAAUGCCAUAUAACCCUGGACUAAUAACUCAUAGACUUGACAUUACUGCUUGUUCUUACUUUACAUCAUUCACUUGUCCAUUGAGACUUGUAUUUCAUGCAUUGGAUGCCGGUACUGAACCAUUUAUGGUUAUGUUUAAGGUUGGUGAUGAUUUACGCCUGGAUAGUUUAAUCUGUCAGCUGACUUUUCUUAUGGAUCGAAUAUGGUUAGAUGCUGGAUUAGAUUUACGCAUGAUUCAUUUUCGUAUUCUGCCAACCGAAGAACAAAAAGGUUUUAUUGAAUUGGUUUCAGAAUGUAGUACACUUCGACAGAUUCAACAACAAGGUGGUGGUUUAACUGGACCUUUCAAAGAAGGUGUUAUCACGAAAUGGUUGCAAUCACAAAAUAUUACUGAAUUGGAUUAUAAACGAGCUUUAGAUAAUUUUCUACGUUCAUUGGCUGGAUGCUGUGUAGCAACGUAUAUACUCGGUGUCGGUGAUCGGCAUAAUGACAAUAUUAUGAUACGUUUUUCUGGCCAUGUAUUUCAUGUUGAUUUUUCUAAGGUAUUUGGAAAUAGCCAGACAUUUGCUGGUAUUAAAAGAGAUCGUGUACCUUUCGUGUUGACACAAGAUAUGUUACACGUGUUAAAUACUUAUUCUAAAGAUGUAACAAAUUUACCGUAUGGUGUAAAUAAUUCAUCAGGAUUUGGUUAUACACCAGGUCAUGGGUCUAGUCAUUCACAACAAGGUGUACAAAUCUUUAUUGACAGAUGUUGUGAAGCUUAUAAUUUACUAAGACAUCGUUCAUAUCAACUUAUUUCAUUGCUUGAAUUAAGUUUAUCAAUGAAUAUACCAGGAUUAAAUCGUGACUGUAUUCGAUUUGUUUUAAGAGCAUUACGAUUAGAAUUGAAUGAUCAAGAAGCGAGCCAAUAUUUUACUGAAUUAGUUCGUAAGACUUUACACUCAAAAUCUUCUAGUCUGAACUUUUUUGUACAUGGAUUGGCUCAAGUUAAACAAGCUUCUCAUGGUGGAGGUGUUUCUGGCACAAAUACAAAUGCAUCUGACAAUAAUUCCCCUCCAAUCAUAAACAAUCAAUUUGAUAAUCAUUGGAAUACAGAUAAUAAUAUGAAUAAUAACAAUAAUAAAAGAGUUAACAACAAUAAUUCAAACAUUAGUGGUAAAUUGGUUAAUGAUUCAAAGACUCGAUCCCCUCCGACUAUAAGUAAUUCCCUUUCAAAUUACACUGGAACUGGACAAAUAUUUAGUUUUAACCCGAAACGCUUCACAAAUGACUCAGAUGGAACUAUUGAUGCGAUUGUGGUGGAAACUGCGGUGAAAAAGAAAACCGACGAUAAACAUUCCGAUUAUUACUUCCCAAUGAAUGUUUGGCGGGAAAAUUGUCGAGUUCCAACUAGAGUUUAUCGUCGUGUUUCAGAUUUAGAAGAAUUAGAAACGCGAUUGCAAGAACGUUUCCCAAAUUCAGCUGUUACUAAAACUGUGUCGCAUAUCAUGAAUGCUUUAAAUUCAAUAAGUAUUAGUUCUACACGAUCUCAAGAUCAUGUGCAAUCUUUAACAGACAGCUUACUUUCAGAUGAUGAUAUUGUGUCCAAAAGUGCAAUCGUAUAUACUUUCUUUCACAGUGUAUUGUUCGAUGAAAGAUUUACUGCUGAAGACAUGCCAUCACAAGGGCUGACAACAUCAACUUCAUCAUCAUUAAUCAAUUGUUGGUCAUCUUCAUCACCAUUACAAGAUUAUUUGCCUGAAAAAUCUAAAGAAUACACAACUCCUUUACUCAUCCCAUCAUUAUCUUCAUCAUCAUUAUCAUCGUUUCAUUUGUUUCAUAAUAAUUCUGAUGAUUUAUUAACAUCAACAUAUAAAGUAGACCAUUUGCCAGCUGUACAUAUUCAGUUAUAUUUAAGUGAGAAUUCCAGACGUUUAGAUGUUUUAAUCAAGCAUGCCAGAUGUUUAUACAUCCCCGGAUCGAAUGAGCCACCAGAUGUGUAUAUAAAAGUUUAUUUACUUUCUGGCCGACGUCGUAAAACAACUAAACAUAAAACAAACAUUGUUCGACGCUCUAGCUUUCCAUCAUUCAAUAUCACAUUUUCCUAUGACCUCAUUCCAAAUGAUAUACAGUGUGGUUUUAUUGAAGUUUCUGCUUGGCAUUCUGUUCAUAUUGGUGAAAAUAUACCAUUUGGACAAAUCUACAUUCAACUGAAAUCAAUUCGUCCAGGACAUGUAUACUCAAACUGGUAUAUACUAUGCUCAGAUCCAGCGUGUUUAAGUUAA
Messenger RNA from Schistosoma intercalatum, 6594 nucleotides. The record is from the annotation of a GenBank genome assembly. Lineage: Eukaryota; Metazoa; Platyhelminthes; Trematoda; Strigeidida; Schistosomatidae.